Messenger RNA from Truncatella angustata, 1966 nucleotides. RefSeq lists its product as uncharacterized. The transcript has 3 exons. Gene Ontology annotation, biological process: regulation of DNA-templated transcription. NCBI's taxonomy places the organism in Eukaryota, Fungi, Ascomycota, Sordariomycetes, Amphisphaeriales, Sporocadaceae. The record is from RefSeq and is a predicted model, not a curated record. The coding region runs from base 358 to 1713 and encodes 451 amino acids. Gene Ontology annotation, molecular function: DNA-binding transcription factor activity, RNA polymerase II-specific; zinc ion binding.
CCUAGGCUUAGACUAAACCUAUGACUAAGUCGAGUUACAGUGCUGCCGCUGGUUGCAACAGUGCUGGGGCCACUGGUUAGGUUAGUUAAUUAACCUUAGGUUAGUAGACCCUCGGCCCCGGGCCCUCCCAUGGUAAAAUGCAGGCGGCCGCAGACGCUCCCCCAUCAUCCCUGCGCCUGGAAACAUCUCGAUCCCCGCUUGUCGCAAGUGGACUUUGUCGCAAGUGGACGGGCAUGCCGCCGGAUAAGAUCGAUUGAUUGCAGUCACCAACGUCCCGGGUUUGGGCUGAUGCCAUGCUAUGCUAUGCCAUGACAUGCUGCUAGUCUCAACAGGUAUCCAUUCGUCGACUUACUCACCAUGUUCAUCACCUUCAAGAACGCCGGCAAGGAGAAGCCCCAGCAGGGCAUGGAGCAGGUCGCGUCGAGGAACGCAGGACCUGGCGGCGACAGAGGCAGUUCACGUCGCGUCCGUCCCACAUUCAGGCCGCCUUGUUUGGCAUGCCAGUCCAAGAAGCUGCGCUGCACCGGACGCCUGCACGACUGUGACAGGUGUGUAUCCAGGUCACAGGCCUGCAUUUUCCCCGUUCGACGCUCAAGCGAACGCUCGUCCGACCCCCCAAGCAACGACUUACAGUCGCCCACGAGCCGUGGCACGCCCGGCUCCGUGUCUUCGGCAUCGUCAAGAGCUGAACGGACGAAUCGUCUCGCUCACGGCCCGGACGGCCUCGUGGAUAAUAACCCCCACCAUGCAGCGCCAGACCCGGAAGUCGAGGACAUGCCAGAUGCUACAGAGAUGCCUCAAGACACUGCCGACUAUGCUCGGGACCAUUCCGAUUUUGCUCAAUAUGGCCCGCAAUACCUUGCCAACGGGACCAUGACCGCCAUGGCCACGACUCAGAACAUAUUUGCUACUGAUCUCGCAACCAUGCCUCCGUUGGACCUGCACAAAAGCCACGAUGCACUCGCGUCGGCCGCCACCACACGUGCACAACCCUCGACGGCUCUGGAUUGGGCUCUCGAACAGCGAGGCGGCGAGGAGCCGCCCUCUGGACUAGAUAACACCAUGGAGCAGAUGCAUGUCUCCAAGUGCUCGUGUUUGCAGAGUUUAAUCCAGAUUGUACAGCAGCUCGACGAUGAUCACUACCGCAUCACCACCUUGUCUCUGGAUCAGGUGCUGCAGCUCCAAAAAGGCCUGGUUGCACAAUGCGACAAGCCCUUCGCGUGUCUCGCUUGCGACGAUGUCCCCGCCAUCUAUACCUUUCUUGUUAUAAUCUGUGAUCGUCUUACCGAGAUGUUUGAGUGUAUCCAUAAGAGAAUCAAGAGGAUGAACCAGCGCCUCACAAACGAUGAUAGUCCCGGCUCCUUCUCGGGAACAAAUAGCUCUUCCGAGGCCGGGGAAUCCAUUUCAGGCCAGCUGUUCUGCAGCACAACGGGGGAAAUGGCCACGAGAGCAUCAUGCAACCCUGCGCUCUUCUCGCCCCAUUUCCAGGACUCAUUCUCCAACGAAGAACAAUUACACAUGGUUGGCGCACUGUUAAAACUACAGAUGGGCAGCUUUCAGAGUCUGCUUGCCCGCGUGAGGAAUUCCGCCUCUGCAGCGGGCAGCCAGGCUCGUCAAUCUAGGGUUGACUUUCUGAAGCAGAGAUUGGGGAGGGCGGCAGGUAACAUCAGUGAAGAGUUGCGUCGCACGGCGCAAAUGUUGUCUGUUUCGUGAGGGUACUUGCUUUCUGGUGGUGCCUUCGCCUCCUACGGCUACCUAUAUAUGGUGGCGGCGAGACCUGACCGCUGUGUACAAGGCGCCAACAACCACCUCUGCACAAAAACACUUGGAAGCCCCUCGAUACUUCAACAUCCUUCUCUUGUCAAGCCGGAGCUACAAGACCCUUUCAGGGCGGUCCACCAUUCUACUUUGGCGACCCACUACAAUGUGGCCAGCACGGAGAUACGACGACGAUAGUGUCCCUCAU